AUGAAGGGCGGCGAGGGGGACGCGGGCGAGCAGGCCCCGCUGAACCCGGAGCCCGAGAGCCCCGCGGGCUCGGCCACGUACCGAGAGUUCGUGCACCGCGGGUACCUGGACCUCAUGGGGGCCAGUCAGCACUCGCUGCGGGCGCUCAGCUGGCGCCGCCUCUACCUCAGCCGGGCCAAGCUCAAAGCCUCCAGCCGCACGUCUGCCCUGCUCUCGGGCUUCGCCAUGGUGGCCAUGGUGGAGGUACAGCUAGAGAGUGACUACGAAUACCCGCCUGGCCUGCUGGUGGCUUUUAGUGCCUGUACCACCGUGCUGGUGGCCGUGCACCUCUUUGCACUCAUGGUCUCCACGUGUCUGCUGCCCCACAUUGAAGCCGUGAGCAAUAUCCACAACCUCAACUCUGUCCACCAGUCGCCCCACCAGAGACUCCACCGCUACGUGGAGCUGGCCUGGGGCUUCUCCACUGCCUUGGGCACCUUUCUCUUCCUUGCUGAAGUUGUCCUGGUUGGCUGGGUCAAGUUUGUGCCCAUUGGGGCCCCUGUGAACACACCAGUCUCCAGGGUACCUGGUACUCUGGCACCAGUGGCCGCCUCCCUUAGUCCGGCUUCCAAACUCCCACCAUCCUCUGCUCCCGUGGCUCCGUCCCAGGCUCAGCCACCUGAGGCCUGCCCACCCCGACAAUCGUGUGGUGGUGGUGAGGCCCCCGGGCCAGGCUGGCAAGCAGCCAUGGCCUCCACAGCGAUCAUGGUACCCGUGGGGCUGGUGUUCGUGGCCUUUGCCUUGCAUUUCUACCGCUCCUUGGUGGCACACAAGACAGACCGCCACAAGCAGGAGCUAGAGGAGCUGAGUCGCCUGCAGGGGGAGCUGCAGGCUGUGUGAGGUUGCCACUAGCCCCGCUGCAAGCACUGCUUCCCUCAGCCGUAUGCAAGAGCCC
Carlito syrichta (Philippine tarsier) is the source of this 934-nucleotide messenger RNA. It is a transcript of the gene ORAI3, whose product is annotated as ORAI calcium release-activated calcium modulator 3. Lineage: Eukaryota; Metazoa; Chordata; Mammalia; Primates; Tarsiidae. The record is from RefSeq and is a predicted model, not a curated record. The coding region runs from base 1 to 879 and encodes 292 amino acids. The transcript has 2 exons. Gene Ontology annotation, biological process: store-operated calcium entry. Gene Ontology annotation, molecular function: store-operated calcium channel activity. Gene Ontology annotation, cellular component: membrane.